Molecule: messenger RNA, 1021 nt
Organism: Gastrolobium bilobum
Lineage: Eukaryota; Viridiplantae; Streptophyta; Magnoliopsida; Fabales; Fabaceae
Product: protein SET DOMAIN GROUP 41-like
Exons: 4
Coding region: 4-996 (330 amino acids)
Molecular function (GO): protein binding
Source: RefSeq, a predicted model, not a curated record
AUUAUGGAGAUGGAGAUGGAGAUGAGAGCCAUGGAAGACAUUGAAUUAGGCCAAGACAUAACCCAAACACUAGCCCCUCUCACUUUCUCUCUCCACAAUUCUCAUAUCCACACUCACUGCUCUGCUUGUUUCUCUCUCCUAUCUUCAACUUCUGUUUCCAAUCUCAAUCUCAAUCCCAAUCCUCUUUCACCCUUCUACUGUUCCCCUCCAUGCUCCGCCGCCCAUUCCUCCCUCCACAUCUCCUCCGCCGAGCGCCACCUCCCUCCUUCCGCCGACUCCUGCGACCUCCGUGCCGCCCUCCGCCUCCUCAGCAACCACCGUCCCGCCGCAUCGGGUCGGGUCGCCGGGUUACUCUCCAACCGCCAAGAGCUGACGUGUCAAAAUCCCUCCCACGACGACGACACCGUUUUGGAGGUCUUUGAGAAAAUCAGGGUCGGCGCCAGUGCCAUGGCUGCAGCGAUAGCGAAGCAGCGUGGCUGCAAAAACGACGACGCCGUUUUAGAGGAAGCGACGGUUGCUCUCUGCGCGGUGCUAACGAACGCCGUGGAGGUGCAGGAUAACGAAGGGCGCACCCUUGGGAUCGCGGUUUUCGACACCACCUUCUCUUGGAUUAACCAUAGUUGUUCCCCCAACGCAUGCUACCGCUUCACACUCUCUUCUUCUUCUUCGUCUUCGCCUUCUGAGAAACACAAACUUCUCAUAGGCCCAUUCACUCGCCAUUCUCAACAACCACUAAUAGAUAGCGGGGUUUGUGGCAGUAGCAGUAGUGAACUUGCAAAAGAAGGGGAGCUGGGCUAUGGUCCAAGAUUGAUUGUGAGGAGUAUCAAGAGAAUAAAGAGGGGAGAAGAGGUCACUGUAGCAUAUACUGAUCUCUUGCAACCUAAGGCAUUGAGACAAUUGGAGCUAUGGUCAAAGUAUCGGUUUAUUUGUUAUUGCAAACGAUGUAGUCCUCUGCACUUCACAUAUGUGGAUCGUGCAUUGCAAGUAAGACUUUAAAAUUGAUAUUAUAUUUAGAUCAGUC